UUGGAAAAAAAAUUCAUAUAUAUAUAAUGUCUUUUUGCUCUUCACAUAAACGCUGAACGGCCUAACCCUAACCCACUGAGACGAAGCUAGCUGGCGGCGAGAGUUUCUGAGGAGGACGAGAAGGAAGAAGCUUAAAAAUGGCAAGAGGGUUGAAGAAACACUUGAAGAGGCUUAAUGCCCCGAAACAUUGGAUGCUUGACAAACUUGGUGGUGCAUUUGCGCCCAAACCAUCAUCUGGACCUCAUAAGUCCAGGGAGUGCUUGCCUUUGAUCCUUAUUCUGCGCAACAGGCUGAAGUAUGCUCUCACAUAUCGUGAAGUCAUCGCUAUUCUGAUGCAACGACAUGUUCUUGUUGAUGGGAAGGUUAGGACGGAUAAAACAUACCCUGCUGGUUUCAUGGAUGUUGUGUCGAUUCCGAAGACAAAUGAGAACUUCCGUCUCCUGUAUGACACUAAAGGCCGCUUCCGUCUCCACUCCAUUAGAGAUGAUGAGGCAAAGUUUAAGCUUUGCAAGGUCCGAUCUGUUCAAUUUGGCCAAAAGGGCAUCCCUUACUUGAACACCUAUGAUGGCCGCACUAUUCGCUACCCAGAUCCUCUAAUCAAGGCUAAUGACACCAUCAAGCUAGACCUUGAGAGCAACAAAAUAACUGACUUCAUCAAGUUUGAUGUUGGAAACGUUGUCAUGGUCACUGGAGGUAGGAAUAGGGGGCGAGUUGGAGUCAUUAAAAAUAGGGAGAAGCAUAAGGGGAGUUUCGAGACUAUUCAUAUCCAAGAUGCAACUGGCCAUGAGUUUGCCACCCGGUUGGGCAAUGUGUUCACCAUCGGAAAGGGGACCAAACCAUGGGUUUCUCUUCCCAAAGGCAAGGGUAUCAAGCUCUCGAUCAUCGAGGAGGCAAGAAAGAGGCUCGCAACUGCUCAGACUGUUGCAUGAUAGUGUUUUGAAAUGUUUAUCGGAGUAAUUUUGGUAGCAUUUUUAAACUUUUAUUCGAGCGUUUUAUGCUAGAGCUUAUUAUUGACCUUGACUGCAAUAUUGCUUCACAUUUUAAGCUUAAGGUUUUUGAAGGGAUUGAUUAAAAUAUAAGAAAUUAAGACCGUUUCUUUUUUCAUGGUCA
Messenger RNA from Jatropha curcas, 1110 nucleotides. Its product is annotated as small ribosomal subunit protein eS4x. Gene Ontology annotation, molecular function: structural constituent of ribosome; RNA binding. Gene Ontology annotation, cellular component: cytosolic small ribosomal subunit; ribosome. NCBI's taxonomy places the organism in Eukaryota, Viridiplantae, Streptophyta, Magnoliopsida, Malpighiales, Euphorbiaceae. The record is from RefSeq and is a predicted model, not a curated record. Gene Ontology annotation, biological process: translation.